CACAGCGUGGGGUGCGGCGGGGCUGCGGGGCUCACGCGCGGUGUGUCGGCUGUCCCGCUGGAGCCAGUCACAGCCCUUCCCCGAGCGCUCAGCCGGAGGUUCCCGUGGGCAGAUCGUGGCCCCGGCCCCAGCAGAAGAGACAGAGCAUGUUCUCAAGGUGCUGUGCUCCCAUGGGACUGCUUUUAUAAAGAAGCAAGAAGUGAUAAACUGCGUGCUUGGGGAUUGUCAUCUUGAAAGAGCUGAGGACUGGAAGAGCACAAAGAAGGCACAAAACUUGUUGAUGUGGAAGUACAGCAAGGCAGUGGGCAGGCUACAGAAGCAGUCAGAUGACCAGCUGCAGAAAGAGGUGGAUUGGUGUGUGGAACAACUGGAAAUUGGCCUGAAGACACAGAAAUCCACUCCCAAGCAGGUUGAGGAGGCUGUCCGUGCAAUCAGGACACUGCGCAGUGACAAGGCUCCGCUGGUGAAGAAACGUCAAAUCAUGAGAGCCAUAUUUGGAGACUACAGGAAGAAGAUGGAGGAGGAGCUGUGCAAACAGCUGAAGCUUAUGCUAUGUGAUGCAAAAUCUGCCAAGAUCCUGGAAGUGCAGAACAAGAAAUGCCAGGUCAUCAGGAAGCGCCCCGGAGCAUGCAGUAAAAGCCAAGGAUCAGCAGGAUCCCUUCCGGAGUCAGCCGACACACCUGACACAGGCACAUUCAAAUUCACGGUUUCUCAAGAAGAGUUUCGCUUUAAUUUCUUCUAGGACAGUCUUUUAGAUUGAAACCAUGGCUCAAAACUCUGCUAAAGCUCCUUAAGAAGGAUGCUGUGCUAUAGAAAAUGUUACAGAGGAAUCCCAGUUUAUUUCCUAUGGAAAGGAUUCUCCUUUUGAGUGCCUUCAGAGGUGCAAAACAGAUCUGCCAACCUGGCAUAUGAACCCAAGACUCAAUCUACUCCAGUAGUCCUCCAUGCUCACACUGUAGAAAGUCACCUUUGCAGCAUGGAGUCUGAUAGGCUCUGGUUUUCUUCCUGCAGAAUUUCUGUUAACUUAAGAAUGUCUCUUAUACUGUGAGUUUUUCCCACUCUCCUGUUGCCUUCAAGUAGAGGAGGCCUUUUUUAGCAAGUGAGAAAGCAGCACACACAAAACGGAAUGCUCUGUGAAGAAGACCCAGUUUCUGCAGAGGGAGAAGAGGGGAGGCAAUCUAAGUGCACUGGCUGUCUGGAUGAAUCCAUUCCACCUGACAGCUGUGCCAUGCAGCUUCUGGUGUCAAGGAAGCACAGGGCAGUGUGUAAUUACUGCCAUUCAUAGAGUAAAAAAGUUCAGAAUCUGGGACAAAAAUGAGCGAGAAUCGUCCUUGCUCUUUCAUCUAUUUAAUUGACAGGUGUUGACUUAGAAGAGGACAGCAGAUGCUGAUUUGUUCAAGCCUAGGAAUGUUAGAGCAAUAGUUUCCAGUCAGGGAAAGAUUUGUGUUUCUGAGCUCACUUUCAAGUAGCCCAGAGGAUAACUGACUUGUGUGCUAAACUUUGGGUGGUGGUGAAAAGAGCUGUGGGAGCCCAAAGGUUCUCUUGCAUUUGAUUUGUAUUAAAUUUUUGCUUUCUGAUCGGCUGAA
Molecule: messenger RNA, 1586 nt
Organism: Lagopus leucura (white-tailed ptarmigan)
Lineage: Eukaryota; Metazoa; Chordata; Aves; Galliformes; Phasianidae
Product: UPF0488 protein C8orf33 homolog
Exons: 6
Coding region: 281-742 (153 amino acids)
Source: RefSeq, a predicted model, not a curated record